GCUGGCGCUCGACGGCGCCGUCCGGGGGGCAAGGCGAAGGCCCCCGUCGCGGUCCGGGUGUCCACGGUGGACACCCCGGCGGUGCGCGCAAAGGACGCGUUUUCCUGGCGGGAGUACGGGGCCGACUGGGAGGUCCACAAGUUCGGGGGCGCCUCCCUCAACGACGCCGAGCUGUACAAGACGUGCGGGGAUCUCCUCAUCUCCCAGGCCUCACGGGAGAGCGGCAAGUGGAUCCCCACAGCGGCGAUCGUUUCCGCCGCCGGGGGAAUGACAGAUGCGCUGGUGUCGAUAAUUACUACGGCGGUGAACGACAAGGACGCCGCAGCAGAGCAGCUGAAGGCCGCCAUCAAGCGCCAGGUGGACAUCACGCUGGAGCUGGUGCCUGGCAGGCCCGAUCUGACGGACCCAGUGGUCGCCAACCUGAAGUCGGACAGCGAGAGCGUCGGCUCCCUGCUGACCACCAUGGCACUG
This is a messenger RNA of Prorocentrum cordatum, 471 nucleotides long. Lineage: Eukaryota; Dinophyceae; Prorocentrales; Prorocentraceae. The record is from the annotation of a GenBank genome assembly.